AGCCCCCUCCCCAAGCCAACAUGAGUGCCGACCUGGAGCUGGUGUGGCCUUUGUCAAUACCGCUGCUGCUGCUGUUGGGGGCCACAGCCUGGCUGUGUGUCCGCUGUUCCCGCCCAGGUACGUGUCACCCGGGCAGGGAGUGAUGGGAGGACCGUGGAGACUAUGUCCCAGGGGCCUCUGGGGCUGGACCUGGUUGUGAUGGGAGGGGCAGGAGGCUGAGCACCCAGGAACCAGCCGGUGGCCCCUAUCCGGCCUCUCCAUACACUGGCUGUGGGUGAAGGCUGGUUCUGCUGGACCAUGGCGGUCACUCAGGCCAGGAAACUGCUCUGGAGAGGAGAAGGGAGGCUGGCUACCUGUGGCACCCUCUAUUCUAAGCUAUCCUCACCCCACAAAAAGAGAUUAAGUACCUGUCCUUCUGUCCCUCUUCCUUUCCUCCCCCAACCCGCUCCAGCCUUCUCCCUCCCUCCUUCCCUUUCCCCUUCCUCUCCCUCCUUUCUUCCUUCCUUUCUUUCAAUUCCUUCCUCUUAAUUCUUUCUCUUUUCACACUUUAGCUCAGGCUAGCCUCAAAUGUUCCUGCUCUCCUGCCUCAGCUUCCUGAGUGUUGGGAUGGCAGGCCUGUGUCCCUACACCCAGCUGAUCCGAACCAUCUCAAUAACAUGCAGCCACAAGGGACUUGCCAAGGGCCUGGUGGAGUUGCAAAGCGGGAGGGGGGUCGGGGGUCCCAGACUUCAGCUUUCCCCCACCACACACCCGAGUUCAGGGACACUUGCUAUGCCAUUUCUGUUCUUGCAGGGGUGAAGAGAAAUGAGAAAAUCUUCGAGCAGAGGAACCAGCAAGAAAACGAACAGAACUUUCCUGUGGCUCAGACCUACUCCCUGGCCAGGCCGGUGUGGCCAGGACCCCUGAUGGACACAGCCUCAGACAAGUCAUCUGAAAGAAAGAAUAAACUGCUGUUCUCUGACCUCGAAGGUCCUGAGUCCCUUAGGUACCAGAACUUCUACAGAGGAAGCAGACACGAGCCUGACGCUGCCUAUGUAGAUCCCAUCCCUACGGACUACUACAACUGGGGACGUUUCCAGAAGUCCCCAGAAGACGAUGAUUCCAACUCCUACGAGAACGUGCUCAUCUGCAAGCCCAGCACACCUGACUCAGGUGGCGAGGAAUCUGAGGAUUACCAGAACUCAAUAUCUAUCCGAGAAUGGCGAGAAUCCAGGAGGACUGUGGGCGCACAAGUAUCCCCGUUAGAAAGCCCAGAUGAGGAGCCAGAUUAUGUGAACGGGGAUGUGGCCGCUGCUGAGCACGUCUAGGAGAGACUCAAUCAGAAGGAAGGGCCUGACGGGGUUAUGAGCAGAAGCAUUCACUGCCUGCUGAAGUCUAUUUUCUGGGGAUGCUCAAGCUUCAGACCUGGCUGUGGCUGCUCCUGGGAGGGGUUCCAAACAUCCUGGGAGACAUUGGGACUCGCCAAGGCUGCAACCCCCGAGCAAUGCCCUGGACUUCUUUGGGAGCAAAGCAGGUGUCUGGAAACAUUGGCUGUGCUGACCGGAAGCCCAGGACCUGAGGCUAGCUGUGUCUCCAGUACCACAUCUAAAAUAUGUCACAACACUGGCAUUUGUCUUUUUUUUUCUUAAUUUUGCAAUAGGGUCUCAUUAAAUUGCUCAGGCUGGUCUCAAACUUGCAAUCCUCCAGCCUCAGCCCUAGUGCUGGGAUCACAGGGUGUAUCACUACGCCUGACCUUGUAUCUUUUUUCAUCGUUUGGACUUCAAAUUGCUUAUGAAUGUUGAUUUCUGGGAACGUUCCGGGACUGUUUCUGUAGUUAACGUCAGUUGCUAGAGCCGUAUUUAAUAUUGCCAAUGUCAGGGGGACUUCCUGUCUCCCAGGGAGCAUUACAUGUCCUAACUUUAACAGAUGUAGGGAUGUAGGGUAACCUGGAGUCUCCUUGUUCUCUUUGUGGGUUCCCAUUUGCUCCAUCUUCCAUUCCUGCAGGGACCUUGUGGGUCAGUGAGAGGGAAACAAAACUGGCCCCUCACCAAUCAAUCAAUAAACCCUGAGUUUAAGAGCA
Molecule: messenger RNA, 2059 nt
Organism: Peromyscus californicus insignis
Lineage: Eukaryota; Metazoa; Chordata; Mammalia; Rodentia; Cricetidae
Gene: Lat2
Product: linker for activation of T cells family member 2
Exons: 11
Coding region: 657-1307 (216 amino acids)
Biological process (GO): calcium-mediated signaling; B cell activation; B cell receptor signaling pathway
Cellular component (GO): plasma membrane
Source: RefSeq, a predicted model, not a curated record